This is a messenger RNA of Blumeria graminis f. sp. triticale, 723 nucleotides long. The record is from the annotation of a GenBank genome assembly. NCBI's taxonomy places the organism in Eukaryota, Fungi, Ascomycota, Leotiomycetes, Helotiales, Erysiphaceae.
AUGUCUCAUCACAGCGGCUACAAACAGUGGCCCUUCGUCACUAAAGAAGAGUUUGAUCUAGCUUGUGCUUUCUUAGAUCAAAGAUAUGUGAGAGCCGAAAUGGGGGGAACAAGGCGUGGCUUUAAACUUCGUUGUCGGCGAGUAGCAACUACCGGAACAUCUUUUAUAGAGAUACUUCGGCCGCUCAAGCCCUGUCAAAACAUUGAUGAGUUAUCAUUUUCAUUUGAUAAAUUUACAAUAAGCAGUUGCAAAAAUCUUGAUGAUCAUUAUGCAGAUACACUUAUUGAUACUAUGGUUGAAGACACGGAUGAGGAAGCUCUUAGAACCCUAAAUCUUCCCCCCAGAUAUAAGGAGCACUCAUCUCAACCUUACGUCAUUUAUGAAAUUCAUCUGCACCCGACCUACAAUAUGCCGACUCUUUGGUUCACCCUCCAUGGCUUGAAUGAAGAAGAAUCAGGUCUUGAUCUAGAGGUCGUAUACCGUUACCUUGUACAGCCUCAGUAUCAACUUCAAUUGAGAUCAACAGGUGUCAUUGGAGCUCUCUCGGCAGCUCCUAAUCCAGUAACUGGAGUUCCUGCCUUCUUUGUCCAUCCUUGUCAGACCAAAGAGGCCAUGGAAGAUUUUAACUGUCCCCUAGAGGAUUACCUAUCAGUAUGGAUAGGAAUUGUCGGAGUUUGCAUAGGGCUCUGGCUUCCUCCUGAAAUUGCCCUAGUUCACUUGUGA